This is a messenger RNA of Cynara cardunculus var. scolymus (artichoke), 1432 nucleotides long. RefSeq names its product 3-ketoacyl-CoA synthase 20-like. Gene Ontology annotation, cellular component: membrane. The record is from RefSeq and is a predicted model, not a curated record. Gene Ontology annotation, molecular function: acyltransferase activity, transferring groups other than amino-acyl groups. The coding region runs from base 29 to 1432 and encodes 467 amino acids. The transcript has 2 exons. Lineage: Eukaryota; Viridiplantae; Streptophyta; Magnoliopsida; Asterales; Asteraceae. Gene Ontology annotation, biological process: fatty acid biosynthetic process.
UUUCUUAGUUACCUAAGUUUCAAAGAUCAUGCUCGCCUUCACUUUAAAGAAUCUCUCGGGAUACAAUAUGCAUUCCAACUUCAACCCCGAAGCAAAAUUUCUGUUAACGAGCUUACUCGUAUCUCUUAUUCUGAUAGCUUUUUACAUGACGAAAAGAACCUCACGAAGAGUUUACUUACUAGACUUUGCAUGUUACAAGGCCCCAGAUAGUCAGAAGGUUGCAAAAGACUUCAUGGUCGAGAAAGCAAAGCAUAGCGGCUAUUUCUCGGAAGAAAAGGUGGACUUCAUGAGGAAGGUUCUAGAGAAGUCCGGACUUGGCGACUCAACCUAUUUAGCAGAGGUCUACCUGAAACAAGUUGCUGAUCCGUGCAUGAAAGAAUCAAGAAGGGAGAUUGAGAUGUCUGUGUUUGGGUCGAUAGACAUGUUGUUGGCAAAAACAGGUGUAAAAUGUGAAGAGAUUGGGAUACUUGUCGUGAAUUGUUGUAUUUAUAACACUAUGCCAUCUCUUUCUAGCAUGAUAGUGAAUCGAUAUAAGCUUAAAGAAAGCAUCGCCAGCUACAAUCUUGUCGGGAUGGGAUGCAGUGCAGGCCUCAUAGCAAUUGGCCUUGCAGAACAGCUCCUCCAGGUGCAUCAUGACACAUACGCAUUGGUGAUGAGUACAGAAAGCAUUACCGAGAACUGCUACAUCGGAGACGAUCGUUCCAAGUUCCUUAUCAACUGCCUAUUCCGCGUCGGCGGCGCUGCAAUUCUCCUCUCGAACCGCCCUUCCGACCAUCAAAAUUGCAAAUACGAGCUCCUCCACACCGUACACACCAAUGAAGCAAGUUCCGAUCGCUCCUACAAUUGCAUCAUUCAGGAGGAAGAUGCCGCCGGACAAAGAGGCAUCACCGUCACCAAACACCUCUUCACCGCCGCAUCCACCGUCGUGGAAUCAAACGUAACCAAACUAGGUAUGCAAAUCCUUCCAGUUUCCGAGAAACUCAAGUACCUAACAAAUACGAUAGCCAGAAAACUCCGGCCAACGGCGAAUAUCCAACCAUAUAAACCAAAUUAUGCCAAAUCCAUCGAAAACUUCCUCCCGCACGUCGGCGGGAAGCCUGUGCUGGACGAGUUACAGAGAAACCUAGGGUUUAGCAACGCUGUAAUGGAAUCUUCUAGAAUGACGUUGUACAGGUUCGGCAACACCUCCAGUAGCUCCAUUUGGUAUGAGCUUGCAUAUGCAGAGGCCAAGGGUCGGGUCAAAAAAGGGAGUCGCGUAUGGCAAAUUGCAUUCGGGUCGGGUUUUAAGUGUAGUAGUGUGGUGUGGCAUGCAGUAAGGACCGUUGAUUAUGAUGAGUUGAAUCCUUGGACGGUGGAGAUUGAUGGGUUUCCGGUUGAUGUGGAUUGCGAUGAUCAUGGGCCUAUGUCUAUCUUUUUUGAAGCUGCAAAAUGA